This is a messenger RNA of Prorocentrum cordatum, 424 nucleotides long. The record is from the annotation of a GenBank genome assembly. Lineage: Eukaryota; Dinophyceae; Prorocentrales; Prorocentraceae.
GAGCAUCGCGUGGACGCCGACAGCGUAGCAGACAAGCAGGUAGCAGUCGGCGACGCAGGCUACAUAGGGCUCUUGGCCGAGGCUGUUCCCGACGAGAAUGGGGGGGCAGGCGCUAUUGGACGGCUGGCGGUGCUGGCCCAUCACCGCCUCCCCAUCGCGGCUUCACCGGGAGCGGCUUCGCAUGUGCUAGCGCCAGGCAGGGUGGUAGCCGCCCACAUUCAUUCCUUUCGCCCUGGUGGCAUCGUGUUCAUGUCGGCUUAUUUCAAGGACUCGGUUGGAAUGGGGCCCCAGAGCGCCAACAUUUUCUGGUUGUUCGUGGAGUUUCUGGCGCGCCCCAAUGGUCAAUGGGCGCCCUGGAUUGUGGGGGCAGGCUGGGGCGCGCAGCCGGCGGAGCUUUUUCAGGCAGACUGGGCCCAGGCAAUAG